AUGUCUGCCCCACUCAAACGGACAAUAUCAAAGAUGGACAGCAUUCGAGUCUUAACUCCCGCACAUCCCGCACAUUCAAUACCACUUCUCAGACUGUCUCUUGUCGUGUCUCUGUCAAAUUUCAAUCAGGAGAACGUAUUCGGUAUGCUGGUACCGAACACGUAUUUCACGCAGAAGCAAUUUCGUAGUCCGCAGUCAAAACUCGUUAUCGUAUCAAUUCCAAAUUGUCCAAAUAUUGCAACACCCUCUCCCCAACGUGCGCUCAAUGCUCUCCAAUCCACUUGGCUAAAACAACACCCUCGGCGGUAUUACGACUGUCUUAUCAAUAUCCCCAAAUAUCUAACUGUCCAAUAUGCAGCAUGCCAACCUGCCGAAGGCUCACCAAUAGAUUCGCCAAAGUACGACACCAUUAUCGCCAGCGCUACAUGCAAAGAACAGUUUGAGCGCCAUUUUGGACAGGCACAGAGACACAGCUAUCUUGCGGCUGUGGCAAGUUUAUUGGGUGAUUUGAGUCCACCAUCACAAUGCACUAGCCGGUUUUUCUCACCAUCAAUCCGUCUUUAUGCUAUAACUUAA
Molecule: messenger RNA, 576 nt
Organism: Fomitiporia mediterranea MF3/22
Lineage: Eukaryota; Fungi; Basidiomycota; Agaricomycetes; Hymenochaetales; Hymenochaetaceae
Exons: 3
Coding region: 1-576 (191 amino acids)
Source: RefSeq, a predicted model, not a curated record